UAACCAAGCACCCCUUCCUCGACGCCCAAUUGACCUUGGGCCAUGGAUAUCCGUCCUCCUCUUGCAUCUCGACCUUUUCCUACAAUCAAGCACGCAAAACACCAAUCUUGCUCCCUCCUCACAUCCGUCACCAAUAUACAUUUGUCUCGUGCCGUUUCCAGUCAAACAGAGUAGUGGGUUCCACUCACUCAUCAGCACUCACCAGCCCGGUCUGCACGAACGCGCAGCAUCAAUCUCUCGGUGAUCCGCUCCCUCCGUCCGGCCUAAACUAAGCUAUCCGAGGCCGAAGCCAUCGAUCACUCGCGACAUAACCUAUCUCCUAUCGGCCCACGCAUCUCUGUAAAUAACAAUGUCUCGUUCUGUAGUCACCCAGACUAUCACCUACCGCAAACCCGACACCUUGCCUCCCGUUUUCGUUGCUGGGUCUUUCAGCGAGCCAGCAUGGACUCCACUGCACAUGGAAUAUGCUCUCGAUAUGGAUGGCGAGUAUGUCUUCACCCGAGAGGUCCGCUUAGUCCCAGGGCGUGAGUAUCAAUUCAAGUUCCGGCUGGGGAAUAUGGAUAUAUGGGCGAUCAGCCAUCGUUAUCCGACAAGUGAGUCUUCCUUUGACGAUGAGGGGAAUCAGAACAAUUUGCUCAAAGUCGAACCGGAGUACACGCAGCCAGCUCAAAAGAGCAUGCCGGGCAAGGUCCUGAACGACAAGGGGAUCGUCAACAUUGAGGACAGUCCUUUGACCAAGCCAGUGGAUACGUCUGCGCGCAAUGCAGACGACGAGUAUUCAUACCAGGACUGUGACCCAGUACAGUCGCCGCUGUUCGCGCAUGAGUCCUUUGGCGCAUAUGAGUUUGCCAAUGACGGCCUCGAACAAGACGAGUCCGUAGCCAUGAUACCGAGGCUUUCCAAAACAGCGUCAAAGGAUUUCGCUGCCAAUGAGGCCGAUCCGAACGAUCCAAUGGUCGAAAGUUUUCCCUCUGAGCGCGGACCUGUCAUGGAUGCCUUGCGCAAGAUCCAGUCCAGCUCGAACGAUGAUUCCCUGCACGCAAUCAAGGCAUCCAUGUCGCCUUUUAUGGCUCCAAGACGCGAAAGCGUUGACUCUGCGACCGAUGACGUUGUAUCGACCGAAUCGCUUAGCCCGACGAAUAACUCCAUGCUGAGGAAGCAGAAUAUGAUGCCCGCACACUCAGGUCUAUUCACGACAAAGUCCACCGCAUCUUUGGGUUCCAUUGCUGAGGAGGAUUCCAAGGAGCCAAGAUCAGUCACUCGCACUUUGGAAAAGGGUGGGAAAGGUGCCAGUCAGCCGCGUAAGACCGUCUUUGAGGGCCUUGAUUCCGGGCCGAGUGACGAAGACGAGGGCGUCGUUCUCAAGAAUGCGAAGGCUCGGACCGACGAGAGUAAUCAUCAAGUCAAGAAGUGGUUCGGGGUCACCGGAUAGGACCGCACACUGAGACCUCCGCCAUCAGUGAGGAGAGACAUGGGCAGAGCAGAGGGUGAAAGCCCAGCUCGCGGGACGCGAGUUUGCCCUGGUGGCCCGUAUGUGGCUUGUGGCCCUGGAGCAGUGAAGUAGGCCGCACUCAAACUCUCACUGAGUUAUCGGCUGACCUUUCCCAGCGUUGUAAAGAUGGGCCUCGUGGUUGCAGUU
This is a messenger RNA of Emericellopsis atlantica, 1639 nucleotides long. RefSeq lists its product as uncharacterized. Lineage: Eukaryota; Fungi; Ascomycota; Sordariomycetes; Hypocreales; Bionectriaceae. The transcript has 3 exons. The record is from RefSeq and is a predicted model, not a curated record. The coding region runs from base 350 to 1432 and encodes 360 amino acids.